Molecule: messenger RNA, 423 nt
Organism: Durusdinium trenchii
Lineage: Eukaryota; Dinophyceae; Suessiales; Symbiodiniaceae
Source: the annotation of a GenBank genome assembly
AUGGUAUUGGAUGAGCAAGCGCAGCCGCUGCGGAGGGCCUGGUGUUUGUUUGAAAUUCUUCAAACUCAGCUACGCUCCGCUGAUCGUGGAAGUUCUUUUCAAGGACUUCUCCUUUGCACCUCCAGUGGAGUCCUACGAAAUGGUCAGGGUGGCAUCGAGAUUGCCAUGAAGGUGGCCAAUUGCUUAGCCAGCCUUGAUUUGAAAGACGCGAAGGCCAGCGAUGCGAAGGAUGAGGCAAUGAUCCGCAGUUUGGUGGAACACAUGCCUGGCGGUUUUCAUGCCACGAACUCCUUUGUGAGAAGAUCCAUUCGAGAUUGCUUGCUGGUCACCCACAAGAACUUCGAAGUGGACUUUGGCCGUUUGCUCACGAUCCUUUGGCCAACUGCCAGGUUUUUGUUGUGGUUCUUGCUGCUCAGCAUGUAG